Molecule: messenger RNA, 573 nt
Organism: Chlorocebus sabaeus (green monkey)
Lineage: Eukaryota; Metazoa; Chordata; Mammalia; Primates; Cercopithecidae
Source: RefSeq, a predicted model, not a curated record
UCACUCGCCAUCACAUCACCCCGCUUUAAUGCGCAGCGGGGCACUGACUUUACACUCGUGUGUCUUCUGUGUUUAUUAUGGUCUGUUUCUGGAAUGUCCGCUCCUGGGACUGGGACCAUGUUUUCUGGCGCAGUGCGGGUGUCUCGGCGUCCAGGAUCGGGCGGGUCGCAGUAGGGCUCCACAAUUGUUGAGUGACCGAACACAAUUCCCGGCCGGGGAGAGCGCCGCAGCCAGGUCCACUUCGGGCUGGGGCGGGGCGGGGCGGGGCUUUCCCGGGGCGGGGCGGGGCUUUCCCGGCCCCGCUCAGGCCCCGCCCCAGCGCGCACCCGCUCCCACCUCGCCUCUCGGCAGAGCCGCCGGGGGUCAGACUGUGCUUUUCCCUCUCGCUUCCCUCGCUCUUUCUGCAGCCGCCACGAAAACCCGGAACGGCGGAGCCACCGAGCGGCGGAGCGGCGCCGCCCCUCGCGGCACCUCCCUGGCAGCCCUUGGAGGCCGCGCUGGGCAUGCUCAGUCGGCUGGGCCGCCUCAGCUUUCGGAGUAGGAAGCUCGGGCGCUCGGGCUGUGAGGAGCCGC